Polypterus senegalus (gray bichir) is the source of this 2098-nucleotide messenger RNA. RefSeq names its product ectonucleoside triphosphate diphosphohydrolase 8-like. The record is from RefSeq and is a predicted model, not a curated record. Gene Ontology annotation, biological process: nucleoside diphosphate catabolic process. The annotation marks the transcript as partial. NCBI's taxonomy places the organism in Eukaryota, Metazoa, Chordata, Cladistia, Polypteriformes, Polypteridae. Gene Ontology annotation, cellular component: plasma membrane. Gene Ontology annotation, molecular function: GDP phosphatase activity; UDP phosphatase activity. The transcript has 7 exons.
AUACACAAAACUGGAGGAUGCCAGGAAGGGGGCAAAUACUUUGUCACAGCACUGUCUGUCAUCAGGUGGCCCAAGCCCCCCGAUGUCUGCCAUCCACAACUAUCCCCUAAAAUCUCUCAAUGUCUUCUCGCAGGCCCAGGAAUCUCGAGCUACGCCACCAACCCUCCGGCCGCCGGUCAGUCCCUCAAGGUCUGCCUGGACACUGCGGUGGCCGCUGUCCCUCAAGAGAAGCAGCGGGAGGCUCCCAUCUACCUGGGUGCCACUGCUGGCAUGCGACUGCUUAACAUUACCAGCCCCAGCCAGUCUGACCAGGUCCUGGCCGAGGUGGCCAAGUUCAUCCAGCUCUACCCAUUUGACUUCCGCGGCGCCCGCAUCAUCUCUGGAGACGAGGAGGGGGCCUACGGUUGGGUGACCAUCAACUACCUGCUGCAGUCCUUCAUCAAGUACACAUUUGAAGGCAAGUGGAAGCUGCCAACUAGUGCCAAGACCCUCGGGGCGAUGGAUCUCGGAGGAGCGUCCACCCAGCUGACCUUCACGCCGGCCGUGGCCAUCAAAGACAAGAACUACGAGUCCAACUUCACCCUCUACGGGAACAAAUACAACGUCUACACGCACAGCUACCUGUGUUACGGCAAGGAGCAGGCCAUGAAGAAGGUGCAGGCCAACCUGAUCCAGCCCUCAAGUCUCUCAAAUCCCAUUGACCACCCCUGCUACCCCACGGGCUACCAGCUGAAUACCACACUUGGCGCCAUCUUCAACUCUCCCUGUGUCUCGUACUCAGGCAACUCCAGCCUCAGCAUGCUGGUCAUCUUCACCGGGACAGGCAAUGUCAGCAAGUGCCAGGAUAUCAUCAGGGGCAUCUUCAACUUCCAGGCCUGCAGCUCGAAAACAGAUUGCACCUUUGAUGGGGUCUACCAGCCCCCCAUCAGCGGCAACUUCUUUGCGUUUUCUGCCUUUUUCUACACGUUUGACAUUUUAAAGUUGACCCCUAAAGCAUCGCUCAGCGUCACUUUGGACACCAUCAGCAAGUUCUGCCAGAAGACCUGGGCUCAGCUCAAGGCCGAGUACCCCACUGAGAAGGAGGACCGCCUGCGUGAUUACUGCGCCUCAGGCUACUACAUCACCACCCUCCUGGUGAACGGCUACAAGUUCAACGGCACAUCCUGGGACAACAUUCAGUUCCAGAAAAAGGCGGAUGACAUGGACAUCGGCUGGACGCUGGGCUACAUGCUCAACUUGACCAACCUCAUCCCUUCCACGUCCCCCGGCCUUGUCAGAGGUCAGGGUUCAGGCGAGUGGACAGCCUCCAUCUUCUUCACCGUCUUUUCCAUAUUCCUCUGCUUGCUGGCCUUUAGUGUCCAGUGUCUUUGGAAAGUUGACCACUGAGGCCCGGACAGACUGGAUGUGUGUGACGAGUGACCCCUGCAGUCUGUCUCUGCUAUCUGUGGGUCCAGACGCUGUUGGAGUGGACGACUGGUGAGCAGCAGAGCAGAUCUGAACCUACAGGGGGUUUCCAUGUUUGGGCAUAAUGAUGGGUCACCACACACAUGCACGUGCAUCUCCCCCUGACCUCUGACCCUUUACUGCUGAAAUUCCCUACACCCACACACAGUUCUCCUCUCACCAUUGACCCUUGAACUUAACUGUUGACUUUGGACCCCGACCCCUAACAUUGACCUUUGAUCCUGUUCUCCACGUGACCUCUCCAUCCCACCACUGACCUUUGACUGUACUAUCCAUAUGUGACCCCUGACCCCUUCUUCCAGAUUUCCUGGCUUUGAUGCCCCCAAUGCUUGAACCCCACCCUUUUGUUCAGGGCCUUUCCUUAAACCCCUCAGUUCCCAUCUUACCAUUGACCCUCCGUGGUGCCCACUAUAUUAGCAUCCCCUGUAUAUCCUGGUAUCACAAGGCAUUCCUGCUUGACCCCUGAACCCCCCCACUGCCCCCAUGCAUUGAGGACCCUGUGCUGAUGUCAUCUGUCCAACCCCCAUGCUGCCCUGUGAUUGGUCAAGCUGGGAGUUUGCUGGUUUGUUUAUUUGUUUGUUUUUUUUGUACCUUUUAUGGACGCCAUGUUGAAUGAAUAAAUGUGUGGCCGUCA